This is a messenger RNA of Camelina sativa (false flax), 3284 nucleotides long. The record is from RefSeq and is a predicted model, not a curated record. NCBI's taxonomy places the organism in Eukaryota, Viridiplantae, Streptophyta, Magnoliopsida, Brassicales, Brassicaceae.
UUACUAAAAAAAAAAAGGCAGAGAGCUAAACCCUUAUUCUCGGCCCCCAUCGUCUUCUCUUCUUCAGCUCUUCACGCUUCUUCAUCACUUCAAGUUUCUAAGCUCAGAACAAUUGGGUUUUGUUCCUCAGACUUUCCACUUCCUUAACAUGGUGAAAACAACAACACCAACCACAAGAAAGGGAAGCAAAAGAGCACCAUCAAACCCAAGGAAAACGAUUGUAACUAGCAGAUCGAAAGGUAAAGCAAGAAAGAAAGCACAACCAACUGGUUCAACUCUGAUUCCGGAAUCACCUCCACAAGAAAAACUGCCAUGGAAAGAAUGGGGCACAAAGAUGGUUAAAGGUGUCAACUAUAGGGCUGCGUGUCAAAGAGCUGUUGUCGUACCGACUCUCUACUGCGAUGAUUUCACUCUUGGUGCGUUGGGAAUUCGCGAUGAUGUGGACUGGCUCUUUCGAAAAUGGGGAUUACGAAAGUUCAUUUCGUUUAAGUACAAUGCUUAUGAAGAGCUUACUAAGGAGUUUCUUGGAACAGUCACAGUUGCUUUUCAGGAUGCAAGGACACCACGAGCAGAUACUGGGAUAUUAGAUUUCUGCAUUGGUGACAAAGAGUACUCUAUUAAGAUUCCGGAUCUUUGCAAGGCCUUUGGUUUCACUUCUUACGAGAAGAUCCGAUUCACACCCUCCAAAAGUACUUACCCAAUAUGGACACAAUUUGCAGAUCAUAAUGCUUAUGAAGGUGGUUCUAAAGCAGCACAGAUCAAGCAUCCUGCUUUACGUUAUGCACAUCGAAUGUUAGCCAACACAAUGUUUUCUCGGGGAGAUACUAGCACAGUCAAAGCAGAUGAGUUCUAUAUCAUGAUGGCACCAUUCAUCAACGAUCCGCAGAAGGUAAACCUUGGAGCAGUUCUCGCUUGUGAGUUGGUAGAAUAUAAGCAUUAUGCUUACGAGAACAGGAACAAGCGAGCUGUUUUUGGCAUUGGUGGAGUUGUUUCAGUAAUAUUGGAAGCUUGUGGGGUUGAUCUGAAGGAGCACACACCUGUGGAAGGGAACAACCGCAUUGAUCUUGCUUUUCUUGGGCGCACACAUUACUUAGGAGGAUGGGUUGAUAACCCUCUGCAAUUUGCUUACCGCUUCACUGCAUCUUACGAAAAUGAGUAGAUAUUCUUGUUGCCCAGCCCGCAUCUUCCAUCAAUUAAGCCAAGCAGUACACCAUUUCCGCCUUCACCAAGUUCCUUCUAUAUAGCCACUAUCGACAGACCGCUUUUGCUGCUAAGCAAAUACUUUGCUAAGAUGCGCAAGUCAAUUCCAAAAAACACCAUACAGCCCUCCAGUGAGAGAUCGGCUGUCUCUCAACCGCUUAACCAACCUGUAAAUGCUCCCCUGCGCACUGAGACAGACAAGUGGUUCUACUCCUCUAUCACUAAGCUGGAAAAGAACCAAGCACGCCUUGAGAAGAAACUGGCCUGCCAGGCUUUGAUCAUCACUAAACUGACGCGCGCCGUAAAGAAAUAUGCUCCUGCACUCGUCUUUAAGCGUUCUACCAAAGAGAAAGACCCGCGCCAGCUCCAUUCUGACGGGGAUUUAAGCGAUACUAGUCUCAGCUUUCCUUUUAUUUUGGAGGAGCAUGAUGUUGACAAAAAUGAUAUCACCAGUGAACCACCAGCUCCAGCUGGCCCAUCAACUUUAGAAGACAAUGCUCCAUCUUCCUCCGAUGACGAGUGCUAGCUAAGGUAGUUUACAACAAACUCUUACACACGUACCACAUCCCGCUUAAUUUUUAGCCCAAGCGGGAAUAAAUUAUCUUCAUAUAAAGUAUCUACAACUAAAUAAAUCUCAGUAUGAGAAACUGCUGGGCAAUCUAAGAGAAUCUGAAGGGUCGAUCAUGGAUUUCAUGGAUUCAGAGACACAACCACCUGAUGAUUUACCGCAGCUGGAAGCAGAUUACAACAUGCCUCCUCCACUUGCUCCAGAAUGUAAAAGCUACAAAUGGAAAAUAGAAGUCAUAAAUACGGAUGGAACUAUAGAAGGCAAACUGAUGACAUCUGGAGAUGUCUGGAAAUUGCAAGAUAGUCAAGUUAUUGUGCAUUUCGAUGUUGAUACCAGUCAACCAAUUGGAGAUUCUGGAGGUUUACUUGGAUCAUGGUUAGGUCAAUUGAGCACUGAUGUGCGAUUGCUAGCCAUUGACUAUGACUAUUGGAGGUUGGUUAGUCCUGAUAUAAAAGAUAAAGCAUGGGAAUUAGUUCAGUCCAAAUUCAAAUUUGAUGAUCCUAUGAUGAGAAAAGCAUAUGUAAUAAGUGCACUAGGUAGCCGAUGCAAGGAUGUCAAAUUACGCCUUUGGAGAGAACACAAAAAAAAUAAUCUGAUUGAAACUUUGAGGAAUCGACCGGAGAAAAUUCCUGAAAAUCAAUGGUCUCAUUUUGUUCACAAGAGGUUCACCGAAAAGUGGAAGAAAAUGCAAGAGCGGAAUACAAGGAGCCAAAAAAAUAAUACCAUGCCUCACUUAUGUGGACGAAAGAGUUUUUCAAGAAAAAGAAACGAGAUUAAAGUCAAGACUGGAAAAACACCAUGUCGAGCAGAAUUUUUCAUUGAGACUCGCAAGAAACCUGAUGGAACCUUUGUGUCAGAGGAGGCGAAAACACACGCGAAAGCACUUACGACGUUGAUGGAGCAAAAUCCGCAAGUCAUGAGCAAUGUUACAGCUAGAUUGGAUGACGAAUAUGCUCAAGUGUUUGGUCCAGAGCGUUCCGGACGAGUGCGUUGUGUUGGUCGUGGACCCACACCUUCAAAAUUAGUGAGACACUCGACUGCUGCAACUGGACAAGAGAUAGAGAAUUCUGAAACAGUUAUCCAGCUGAGGACACAAAUGAAAGUUUUAGCAGAUCAAGUUAAAGCAAUGUCUGCAUUCGUUGGACAAAUACUUGGUAAUUCAACGGGUGAACAGGCAACUGCAUGGGCUGUAAAUUUUGCAACAGCUUUUGCGAACAUACCAAAUCCAGCCUUUGCAAACAUUCCAAAUCCACCGAAUCCUCGGGAAUUGGAUGAUGGUGCCAAUGAUAAACGCUAGAUGCUUAAAGCAUUCAACCAAAUGCUAGACAUCAUCAUCUACGUACCAAUGAUCAAGAUCUGUUUGUCAAUGAUCAAGAUCUGUUUGUCAAAACAAUUUAGCAUGCAACUUUGAUUUGUUUAUGUUUUAUGUAUUUAAUUUGCUCGUUUAUGAUGGACUACUUUUGUAAUUCGUUUUUCAGAUUUCUUUCAAUUUAAUUUAAAGAUGUUUUUUCGUUUU